CUUUUAUCUUUUUAGACUCUUCUUCUGACCCAUCCACACAAGACUAACACAUUUAUAGAAAACUUUCUCGCUUCUAAUAUCCCCAAAAUGGCAUUCAAUUUAGUCGAUGUUGAAGCCAUAUACACCCAAGACAAAAACCUCAAAGAACAAGACGUCAAAGCUCUCGUCAAGUGGGUUCAAAACCAACCACAUUUGCCCAACAUUGGCGAUUUCGAGGCGAUUCUAUUUCUGAGAAAGUGUGACUACAGGCUUGCUCAUUCUCAAACCACAGUCGACACAUACUUCACUUUGAAAAGGCUAUGGCCUGAUGUAUGGUCAGAAAGGAAUUUUGCAAAAUUCCCAGAACAAGGAAUUUUAGACACAAUGAUAAUGAUGACGCUCCCGAAGAGGACACCUGAGGGCUACACUGUUAUUUUUGUGAAGGCUUUGAACGAAAAUAUGAUCAAUUAUAAGCUUGAAACGUUCAUGAAAUAUAUAAAUAUGGUGUGUAUGUUGGACGUGUAUCAGAACGGACCACCCAACGGACACGUACUCAUCCACGAUAUUCAACCUUUUCCGGAGUGUUACGUACCCAAAAUGGAGUAUAAGACUUUUAAGAAAUAUUACUACUAUGAUUACGAAGUUAUACCGACGAUGCACACAAAAGCACUACAUACUAUCAACACCAAUCCGAGAAUGGAUGAAAUCAUAGGUGUUAUGGAAGCUGCUUCUCUUAAGUCGCUUUUGCCUUUCGUCAUCACCCACAAAUCCAUUGACGAUUUGAUGAAGUACGUCCCUAAAGAGUGCUUACCGGAAGAUUAUGGUGGUUUGUUGGAACCAGCAGCUGUUUUGCAUGAAAAAAGCAAAAACGAGUUAUUGAAAAAUGGCGCCUUUUUUGACUGGCAAGAUCAACUAGUAGUGGAUGAGAGCAAGAGACCAGCCUAUAACACGAUCGUUCAGGACAUGUUUGGAUUUGCUAAAUAAUGUUAAAACACACUUUAAGUUUAUAACAAACGAUAAAACCUAUCUACGUAAACAUUGUUUAAGUGUAUUAUCAAGUGAUCAAUUUUUUAUCUUAGUCGUUGUAAUUAUCGUUGUAUCUACUUAUAUUCUGUUAAAUAAACAAAAACGUAUUUAUGA
Molecule: messenger RNA, 1119 nt
Organism: Zophobas morio
Lineage: Eukaryota; Metazoa; Arthropoda; Insecta; Coleoptera; Tenebrionidae
Exons: 4
Coding region: 88-963 (291 amino acids)
Cellular component (GO): membrane
Molecular function (GO): phosphatidylinositol bisphosphate binding
Source: RefSeq, a predicted model, not a curated record